This is a messenger RNA of Malus domestica (apple), 1877 nucleotides long. The record is from RefSeq and is a predicted model, not a curated record. Lineage: Eukaryota; Viridiplantae; Streptophyta; Magnoliopsida; Rosales; Rosaceae.
CGUCGAAAAGUAGUGCUGAAUAAUGGCAUUGUCCGGCUUACAUUUUCUCAUCCCGGAGGAGACGUCAUUGGAAUCCAGUACAAGGGAAUCGACAACUUACUUGAAAUUAAGAAUCAUGAAAAUAAUAGAGGGUAUUGGGAUGUUGUCUGGAAUAACCGAGAGACAGAAGGUGUGGACAAACUGCAAGGGACAAGAUUUAAAGUUAUCACAGCGAGGGCCGAUCAAAUAGAAAUUUCUUUUAUUCAAACCUACGAUGUUUCUCUCGGUAAUGCCACACUUUCCAUGAAUGUUGACAAAAGGUACAUAAUGCAGCGUGGUCGCGCCGGGUUCUAUGCAUAUUCCAUAUUUGAGCGUCCUGAAGGGUGGCCAGAAGUGGACAUUGAUCAAAUUAGAAUUGUUUACAAACUUCAACCAGACAAAUUUCAGUUUAUGGUUGUAUCUGACGACAGACAAAGGAUCAUGCCAACAGCCGAGGACCGUGAAAACGGUAUUAAACUUGCCUAUCCUGAAGCUGUUCUUUUGACCAAUCCAAGCAAUCCUGACCUUAGAGGAGAGGUGGACGACAAAUACCAAUACUCAACUGAGAACAAAGAUAACAAGGUCCAUGGAUGGAUUUGCACUAACCCAGUUGUAGGCUUUUGGAUUAUCAUACCUAGUGAUGAGUUUCGCACAGCUGGGCCGUUCAAGCAUGACCUCACCUCUCAUGUAGGCCCAACCGCCCUCUCUAUGUGUGUUAGUACUCACUAGGCUGGGAAGGAAGUUGGGAUGAGAUUUGUAGAAGGUGAGGCAUGGAAGAAAGUUUUUGGGCCUGUCUUUGUGUAUCUUAAUUCAGUUCCGACCUUAAAUGAAACUAUUCUCUGGGAAAAUGCUAAUGAGCAGUUGGCUGAAGAAGUCAAUAGCUGGCCAUACAAUUUCACUCAAUCAGAAAACUUCCCUAGCUCAAGCGGACGCGGAUCAGUUGCCGGUCAAUUACUAGUACAGGAUUGGUACAUCAGCAAGAGCCAUGUCUGGGCAAGUUCCGCAUAUGUAGGAUUGGCUGCAACUGGAAAUGCGGGAUCAUGGCAAAAGGAAAUCAAGGGUUAUCAGUUCUGGACUCAAGCUAAUGAGCAAGGUUAUUUCCUUAUCAAAGAUGCUCGACCUGGAAAUUAUAGUUUGUAUGCAACUGUUCCCGGCAUUAUUGGGGAUUACAAAUAUGAGGCUAAUAUUACAAUUGAACCACGAAGUGAAAUCAAUUUGGCUAAUCUUACCUACGUACCUCCAAGAAAUGGUCUCACCCUAUGGGAAAUUGGCAUACCAGAUCGAUCCGCGGCCGAGUUUAACGUACCCGAUCCAAAUCCCACCCUUAUGAACAAAUUGUUCACUACCAAUCAUGCAAACAAGUUUAGGCAAUAUGGCUUGUGGGAACGAUAUGCAGAUUUAUACCCCGAUGAGGAUCUCAUCUAUACCGUUGGUACUGAUAAUUACAGUGAUAAUUGGUUCUUCGCUCAUGUGACAAGGAACAUUGGAAAUCAUACGUAUGAACCAACAACAUGGAAAAUUCUAUUUGAACUUCAAAAUUUGACAAAUCCAGGAAAUUAUACACUCCAGUUAGCAUUGGCCUCAGCCACUAAUGCAGAAGUUCAGGUUCGAUUCAACAACCAGAGCGCCUUCCCACCUCAUUUUACGACAGGGCUAAUCGGGAGGGACAAUGCCGUAGCUAGGCAUGGAAUUCAUGGUUUGUACUGGUUGUUCAGUAUUAUUGGACCGAGCUAUCAACUACGAGAAGGAAACAACGCCAUCUAUCUUACCCAGUCAAGGAGCUUGGGCACUUUCGAAGGAGUGAUGUACGACUAUAUCCGACUAGAAGGACCCCCUCCUCGAAAGUGAUCAUAUUGGUU